AUGUCGCAACCCAACAAGCAACCCAACAAGCAACCUUCCAAUACCGAGCAUAAUGAUCCCAAGCUAGAGAGAUGCGCGCUGUGCAACGGCCCUAUGAACGAGCCCAUCAAUCUAGCUUGUGGCCAUCGUUUCUGCUUUCAGUGCAUCAGCUACUACCGCAAGUCAUUCAACAAUUGUCCCACCUGUACUCCGGUGGUCCACCAGAACAUGCCUGCUCCGACUCCACAACAAGCCAUUUACCCACAGAAUUUCACCAAUGCGCAAACACUUCCACAGUGGAUGCUUCCUGGAGCCUCAUGGGGUAGUCUUAGGAUCGCACAACCACCACCGCAACCUAUGUACACAGGUGACCCAAACAUACAUCUCAGCCGCGACCAGCUUCCUGUUCAGCACUUCAAUGCGGUGCCGACACCUUUCCAGUACGGCGGCAUGCACAAUGGACCGCAAGGCACUAUCACACCAGCGCAGCAGAUCUAUCCAUUCAGCUUUGCUCCCAACAUGGGUCCUGCAGCGGGAGAAGAUCAGUCAAGAGCACAGCAGCAAGGAGGUCUCGUGGCUGUUGCGCCACGCCCGCGGGGAUCUUCUUCAGAACGACCUGCACAGACUCGCUCUCAGGAGCCAGAACAACAGAUCGAUGAGGAGCAGAGCGAGCGAACAGGAUCUAUAUCGAAGUAG
Molecule: messenger RNA, 675 nt
Organism: Fulvia fulva
Lineage: Eukaryota; Fungi; Ascomycota; Dothideomycetes; Mycosphaerellales; Mycosphaerellaceae
Exons: 2
Coding region: 1-675 (224 amino acids)
Molecular function (GO): metal ion binding
Source: RefSeq, a predicted model, not a curated record